AAAACUUUCACAUGGGUCGGGUCCUUCAAGUGCACUCUAUCAAGAUGGCAGCCAACAGCAGCACGUUCAGCAAAUCGAGCAGCAGCGCGGCUGGAAAACAGCCCGCGCAGUCAGCCGAACAGGUGGUUGCCACCUUUCAGAGGAUGCGUCAGGAACAACGCAGCAUGGCGUCUAAAGCUGCAGAGCUGGAGAUGGACAUCAAUGAGCACAGUUUAGUUAUUGAAACUCUUAAGGAAGUGGACCCUUCUAGGAAAUGCUAUCGCCUGGUUGGAGGGGUUUUGGUAGAGAGGACGGUGAAAGAAGUUCUACCUGCUUUGGAAAACAACAAAGAACAGAUCUCCAAAGCAACUGAAUCCAUCAAUAUACAGAUGCAGGCAAAAGGCCGAGAACUGACAGAGUACAGGGAACGCUACAACAUCCGGCUGGUUGGAGAAGGAGAGGGAGAGGGAGAAGGAGAGGGUCAGGGCCAGUCAGGAGCAUCCUCUAGAGACAGUGAAAGAGGAGGAUCCAAAAGUGGAGCUGGAGUUCUGGUGUCAUAGUCUGUAAUGAUGAACAAUGUCAAUAGGGUCAUUUGAUUUUUACAUCACUGAAAAACUUAGUUUGAAGAAGGAUUGGCUGGAAUGUCAAAUUGUUCUUCCUCUGUAUGUCCAUUUGUGAAUGCUAACAUGUGUCAUCUGAGGUUAUUAUGCAUUUGCCUUUUCUCUUUUUGAUGGCAAAAAUACCGUCUUAAAUUUCCUUAUUAAAUUUCAACGGCUGAAAACUUGCUUUACGGUGUUGCUUUGGAAGACUACAAACUAGGGGUGUAAUGAUUUUAACAACGAUCCGAUUCAUAUCAUAAUUUGUGGUUGAUGAUGCAAUUUAUAGUCGACAUUGGUUCAUUUUGAACAUUCCAAUACAUUGACCUAAAAUUGAUCCAGAACAUCUUUAGCCAAAAAUUCAACCAGAGUGACUCAGGAAUAAAUACCUGGGUGCUAAACAGUGCAGGUAAUGUUUUCCCAAUUCUUUGUCUUUCUUGCAAGAAAAUCAAGUGUACAUUAAAUAUUUGAACAAACAAAGAAGUAUAUAAGAAUAAAUGGAAAAAUCCAUUCAUAUUUUAGCUUCAUAAAGUUCAGCCCACUCUUGUUUUCCCAUCAACAUAAUACAAACAAAACAUUAUUAGAACAUUCUACCACACUGUAUGGUCAAGUUAUUGCUAAACUCAAAGGGUUUCCACCCAUUGGACUGGAAUGAUGGACUGAUCUUUUUUUGCUGCCAUCAGAUGUGUGUUGUUUGCAGUGAAAGCACUUGGUUGAUUUAAGGUUAUAGUAAAAUAAACCUACCAUACCUGAAUCCAAAUGGUAUUUUCCAAGAUUGAAUAUAAUCAAUUUAUUUAAUUUUUGACAGAUUAUAUAAUGGUAUAGGUAAAUUAAACUCUAUUUACAACAUACCUCAGAUCGAUCUGAUUGGAAUGUAGUAAUACAAAUCGAUUUAUUGAUUAAGUCGAUUCAUUGUUACACCUCUAUUACAAAUUUUUUUUGCAUGUAUAAUUUUUCAGCUGUUAUAAAUAUCAGUUAUUUUGAGGUGGAUAAAAUGUAUUUCCUUCUAAAGGGGAAACAAUAAAAUUCAAACAAAUUUAAAGGCAUCUUGAAUGAUCAAUGCAGGACAUGACCUCAUUACUUCAGAAAUGUUACUUUUUCAUGAGCAGAACCGUUUGUUGGAAUUAGCAGACCAUCACUACUGAAAUCUGGCUGAGAUUUUUUUUAUAUGUCCCCUUUCUAAUAUCGUUUGAAAUCUUCCAUUGUUUUUGUACAGUAAAAUAAAUUGAUUUACUACAUCAAAA
Oryzias latipes (Japanese medaka) is the source of this 1819-nucleotide messenger RNA. It is a transcript of the gene pfdn2, whose product is annotated as prefoldin subunit 2. Gene Ontology annotation, cellular component: prefoldin complex. Gene Ontology annotation, biological process: protein folding. NCBI's taxonomy places the organism in Eukaryota, Metazoa, Chordata, Actinopteri, Beloniformes, Adrianichthyidae. The record is from RefSeq and is a predicted model, not a curated record.